Messenger RNA from Pelmatolapia mariae (spotted tilapia), 945 nucleotides. Its product is annotated as zona pellucida sperm-binding protein 3-like. The transcript has 9 exons. Bases 1 to 945 code for a protein of 314 amino acids. Lineage: Eukaryota; Metazoa; Chordata; Actinopteri; Cichliformes; Cichlidae. The record is from RefSeq and is a predicted model, not a curated record.
AUGGCCUCCCUUUGGUAUUGUGUAGCUGUUUUGGGCCUGGUAGCAGGAGUUUCAGUAAAUGCAGACAUGAAACUGGACUGUAAAGGUGGUUUUGUGACACUGGUGUGGACAGACGGUAGAUCUCAGAUGGACACUUCACUGCUCCGUCUGGGCAGCUGCUUUCCCACAAGCCUCACAGACAGGGAAGCUGUUUUCACUGUGGAAUUCAAUGACUGUAACUUCAGGAGGCUUGUUACUGGCAAACGACUAAUCUACUCCAAUGACCUGACUUACAUUACCCCACCUAAUUCUGUCAUCCCUUCGUACAUUGACUUGAUUGUCUGUGAAUAUGAGAGGCCGAGAGACUGGUACCCCCUGGUUUAUGAGCCAGUGUUUAGUACCUAUGGUUUAGAAGAACUAGUAUUUCAUAUUGGACUCAUGAAUGCUGACUUCUCAGGCCCUGCUGAAUCUACAAGAUUCCCUCUGGGCUCAAUCAUCGCCAUCAUGGCUAGCGUGGAGCAGCAGACCCAUCAGCCAUUGCUGCUACUCAUUGAUGAAUGUGUAGCUGCCACCACACCUGAGCUGCAGCCUGAAAGUGCUCUAUAUCCAAUAAUCGCCAACAAGGGAUGUCUUGUCGACAGUAAGAAAUCGCGCUCAAAAUUUGAACCCAGACAAAAGUCUUCAGAGAUCCGGCUAUCCCUUCAAGCCUUCAAGUUUGCUGUGGGAGGAGAGGUGUUUAUUCAUUGCAGCCUUGUGGCUUGGGAUCCCAACGGUCUUGGCAAUACUAAGAAGGCCUGCCACUACAUCAAAGAUUAUGGUUGGGAGUUGCUUGACGACCCUACACACAGCAGUCUAUGCGACUGCUGUGAGUCCAGCUGCAAGGCCAGAAAGACGAGGGAUCUAGUGGCAGGGGAGCAUGGUGCAGUGCAAAACGUAGUCCUUGGUCCACUCACUAUCACAGAUUAG